Messenger RNA from Hibiscus syriacus, 558 nucleotides. RefSeq lists its product as uncharacterized. Bases 1 to 558 code for a protein of 185 amino acids. Lineage: Eukaryota; Viridiplantae; Streptophyta; Magnoliopsida; Malvales; Malvaceae. The transcript is spliced from 3 exons. Gene Ontology annotation, molecular function: protein binding. The record is from RefSeq and is a predicted model, not a curated record.
AUGUAUAAUCUAAAUGAAGCCUGGGGUUUCUUCUAUCGGGGGAUUAACUUUCAAAGAACCAAACUUUCUGCAGUUAAGAAAGCAGCGUCAAGUGAUGGGAAGUGGGUUAAUCAGUGUCCGAGGUCUUUCGAUACAAUUACUGCUAGUUCACUUGUGAAUCAAGCUGCGUUAGACUUGGAAAACCAACAUGACAACACCAGAGUUCUUUCAAUGGCAGUAUAUGAAACUUCUUUAGUGAGCAAAGCAAUAGAAGAUGCUGCUGCGAGGCGGAUUCAAACCUCCUUUCGAGCAUAUUUGGCACUUAAUUACGGAUCCCAGGCAAGGAGAGCAUUGCAUGCUUUGAAGGGACCAGUUAAGUUGCAAGCACUGGUUAGAGGUCACCUGGUGAGAAAACAAACUGCAACUCUCCAAUGUAUGCAUGCUCUAAUGUCAAUACAACUCCAAGCCCGGGUUCAGAGAAUCCAGAUGGCUUCGAAGCCACAACUCACAUCAAAAAGCCAAUUAUCAACACACGGAAGGCUCCCCCGGAGAUGGGAUUCAAAAGAGCACAGAAAGUAA